This is a messenger RNA of Aricia agestis (brown argus), 463 nucleotides long. RefSeq lists its product as uncharacterized. Bases 45 to 449 code for a protein of 134 amino acids. The transcript is spliced from 3 exons. Lineage: Eukaryota; Metazoa; Arthropoda; Insecta; Lepidoptera; Lycaenidae. The record is from RefSeq and is a predicted model, not a curated record.
CGUGAUAGCGUUUUCCGCGUUCGUGAGAAACCACAAAUGGUAAGAUGGUGUCGCGUCUGUGGGUCUUGUUCCUAAUGUAUGUUGCCAUCGCACAGUUCCACCAACGAUGCAUAUUUUUCAAUGGCAAAUGUGUGUCUUUUUGUCCACAAAAAAUGCAUAUAUACCAUACUAGAUGCGAUGGGCGCACGAAAUCGCAGAGAACGUGCGACGAACCACAUCAAUAUAUCCUCGGUUACACCUGCGGUUGGUCCAGAUGCGAUUGCAGCGGGGAUCUUGUACUAGACGAGCAAACACACAACUGCGUGGAUAUUAAAGACUGUCCUACCAUGGUACUAUCACGUCGGAAGCUGGAGAAAUACAGAUACAAAGAACAGAAGAAGAAUCGAAAAUAUCAUAAAUCGAAGCGAAUAAGAAUCACAGAAAACCCGUUGGCGGAGCUGGAACCUUGAUUCCUAAUAUCUCC